Molecule: messenger RNA, 546 nt
Organism: Cladocopium goreaui
Lineage: Eukaryota; Dinophyceae; Suessiales; Symbiodiniaceae
Source: the annotation of a GenBank genome assembly
AUGAAGACGAUCGAGAUGCUGAAGAAAGCGAAAGAGAUUGCGGACAAGAAGAAGAAGGAGUUGGCGCAACGUCGCAGCCGGCCUCCAUCGCAGAUACUCCCCUUGCCGCAGCAUAUCUUUCAAGAGCUGGAAGAGAAGGGAUGGCUAGAGAUGUUGACCUCGAAAGGUCUCGAAGUGGAAGCAGGGGAAGCACCGAAUGACGCCGAAGCCAAGUGGAUCAACCUGCAGAUUUCCGGCGACGAGGAGAUGGUUCGCGCAGGCGGUUGCGAGGGCGCGGCAAGGCGUUUUGAGACUCAUGUCCAUCAUCGUGCCUCCGCGCGUGACUUGGUCAUCCUUGUGCCAGCGUUGCUCCAGAUCAGCUCGGCCGCGGAGAAAGCGCGGGCGGAGCUGGUGCGCUGCGAACAUCCCAGUGCCGCCAUCUCCAGUGCCUCGGUCUGGCGGUUAGCAUUUUGCCAUGGAACAUCUCGGGGGAAGCAGGAAAAAAAAUGGGAAAAAAACCAUGGGUUUUCCAGUGAACAGGAAAAAACAUGGGAAUAUCAUACGUAA